AUGAUUGAGAAUGAGUUAUUUUCAGGCAGUGAAGCAACCUGCCCGCCGAUCACGCUUUCGAAAGGCUCUGCGAUUUACUUUCAGGAUACAGACAGUGAGCAAUACGUUACAAACACGAUGGCUGUCAUAAUUUGCCCGCUUGGACAAGUGCCGAGCGAAAGUCUACUCUCAUUCUGUAAAAACGGUGCAUGGGCACCAUCAUUCGGUGUAUGUGAGCCACUGUUACCAAAAGUUGCUAGCAAACUGAUCAGUUUCAUAUUGUGA
This is a messenger RNA of Gongylonema pulchrum, 264 nucleotides long. The record is from the annotation of a GenBank genome assembly. Lineage: Eukaryota; Metazoa; Nematoda; Chromadorea; Rhabditida; Gongylonematidae.